Corticium candelabrum is the source of this 2597-nucleotide messenger RNA. RefSeq lists its product as uncharacterized. The transcript is spliced from 14 exons. The coding region runs from base 46 to 2265 and encodes 739 amino acids. Gene Ontology annotation, molecular function: protein binding. NCBI's taxonomy places the organism in Eukaryota, Metazoa, Porifera, Homoscleromorpha, Homosclerophorida, Plakinidae. The record is from RefSeq and is a predicted model, not a curated record.
AAACUGUUGCAUUACUUUAGAGCAAGUCGUCUACGUGAAGUGCUAAUGGAAGCUGAUGUAACUGAGCCUCCUGAUUUGAAACGGUUGAGUGACAGGAAUAUUGAUGAGUUGGAUAUAAGUGAACGUGACAAAAAUGUUGUAAAAAAUGUGAGAAAUUUUAUGAUGUCUUCUAGUCAUGCUCAUCUGACAUGGCAGAUGGACAUUGAGUUGGUUGCAAGAGAGAAUGCCAAAGCGUUGUCUCUACUUGAAUAUGCAUCAUUUCUGUCUUCAAGAGACAUUCCAGAGAAGCUCGUUCGUCCUCUUGUGUUUGGUGAAUGUGCCAAUUAUGAAUACAGUUUGUGUGUCUCAAGUUUGUCUUCACACAAUUUAGUUGAAUGGCACGAGACAGCAGAAGGUUACACUUUGAAUAUUCAUCCAUUGGUGCAGUCAACAGUGAUGGAACGUGUCAAGCAACAGCCAGAUGAGAUGGAACGUAAACUAACUGAUGUUUGUAAAAAUAUGUUGUCUCAUCUACCGCACAGUACAAUGGACUUAAAUUGUCUUCCAAGUGAUGUACGACUUCAACAUUUUUCUCACUCAUAUUCAUUGACUAAGCAUGUAUUGCUAGCUGAUGUAGAAAUACCAACUUGCUUGGAUUUGGUUAGGUAUACGUUUUCACAGUUCCAGUCUCCUGACUCAUCGUGGUAUUUGUGUGAACAAUGGUACCACAAAGUGAUGCAGUUGCACAGUUUGCCACAUGAGGUCAAACGCACUUUGGUUAUAGACGCAAGUAAUCUUUUGAGUAUGGCAUAUCUGUUCAUGUUGAAAGAAAAGGAAUCAUUAGAUUUGAGUCUGAAAACCAAGAAGAUGAUUGAUGAGUUGAAACCAGAUGAGAAGAAAGAAAUAUAUCAACAUCAUAGAAAAGUGUUAGAGAACAUUUGUCUUUGCUAUGACAUGCUAAACAAGUUUGAGGAAGAAAAGUUUUAUCUGAAAGAGCUGAUGUUGCUGAUGAAAACUUCUGGAGAACAACAUGGAUGUGGAUUUGCUUUAAUUGGAUGCACGAUGGCAGAGAACUACUUUAAGAGGGGUAAACAAGACAAAGCAAUGACAUUAUGCCAACAAGUGAUGGAAAAGUUAAAUGGUAUGGAGGAACAUGAUCAGAUCGAAGUGAUGUCAAGAUUAUCAAAAUGUUUUUUAUCUUUUGGAGAAUUUGAAAAAGCAGAUGAUUUAUUGGAUAGGUCAUGGAAAUUGCUUUCCAGAGUUGAUUAUUACAAAUUUCUUCGUGAGCGUCUUGCAGUCAUGAAGCUCAAGUGUGAGUGUGAGAUUAGAAGACCUAAUGCAUCAAAAGACAAGCUUACUGAAGCAUUGGAAAUAGCAAUAUCAGCAUUGUCUAUUGCUCAGUCUUUCCUACCAUCAGAAAGUGCAGAGAUUUUCUAUUGUAAAUUUCAAAUUAUUAAAUGUAACGGAAAAUUAGGAAACGUGGAAACGUGCAUUGAACAACUGAAAGAGCUCAGGAAAGUUGAGGAGACAAACAUGCCUGAUGUACAUAGCAAACUAUGUGGUGUAAUAAGACUAUUAGGAGGCAUGCAUGAGAAGAGAGGUGAUUUAGUUGCAGCUGUGAUGUGUUAUAAGGAAGUAUUAGAGCGGUACCAGCAGGAGGACCAUUCUGAUCAUGUGAAAAUUGCUAAUACUCUCAUGUUGAUUGGUAGAAUAUAUUAUAAGAUGGGCAACAUCAGGGAUGCUGUAAAGCAUUUAGAGCAGUCUAUAGAAUUUAGAGAACAGAAGCAGUUACCACCUUGUCGUGAAACUGGUCAAUGUUAUGGAUUACUUGGAAGAUGUCAUAGACCGACGCCAGAAAGAACGACAACAUUUGAACAAAUGCAAGGAAUCCAUCUAGCACAAGAAGCAUUUACUAAAUCUCUCAACAUACUGUUGUUUUAUCCAAAUUGUGAUCAACAAAUAUUGGACGUGUUGAGGGACCUUGCUGCUUCAUAUGGCAUGAAAAUUGAUGAGGAGACUAUAGAUGAGAAGGCCACUAUGCUAAAACUAAUAGCAAGGAAAGCAUAUACUUGGAGAGAUUAUGCCAGAGCUAAAGAUUUGUUCUACAUGCAAAUGAAAGUUGAAGCUGCUACAAUGGUUUUACAGCCAGUACAAAAAGCUAUUGCACUGCACAACAUCGGUUUGUGUCAGAUACGUCUCUCACAGUUGGAUGAAGCUGAGGAAACGUUUACUGAAUCACUGAGAAUUGCUCAAUCUCUGAGACCAGUAGAGCAUCAAGGUUUAUAGAUUUCAUCCAUCAAAAAUCUGCUUGGACUAGUUCGGAUGCUGAAGUACUUUAGAACGUUAGAUUAAGGUACAGACUUAUUAGUAACACAACACAGUCACAAGAUUGAUGAAGUGUAUUUUACAGUUAGUGCUGAUUGUCAUAUGUCUAUAUGUUUGUUUGCUUUUUGUCUGCUUAUUGAUAUCAAAUAUAUUCUAAACUUUAUAGACAAUAAUGAUUUACAUUUUAUCUCAAAUUGCAAUACACUACAGUAUGACGUUUUUGUCUUGUGCAAGACAAUCUGCUAAUGAUGCAAGUCUGUUGAGUACCAAUGCAUCACUACUGACUAUAUUAU